UCCUGUUCAAACAAUUUCAAGUCAUAUGGGUGAUAAGGAUAAGAUUCAAGGUAUUGAUUUUGCUUAUUGGUUAAAGAUUGUUGUUACAAGUAAAGAUUUUGUUGUUGUGAAAAUGGAUGUUGAAGGUACUGAGUUUCAUUUGAUACCUAAGUUGAUUCAAACUGGUGCUAUUUGUUUGAUUGAUGAGCUUUUUCUUGAGUGUCAUUAUAAUAGAUGGCAGAGAUGUUGUUCUGGUCAGAGAAGUUCUAAGUUUCAGAAAAGUUAUUCUGAUUGUUUGGAUUUGUUUACUGAACUUAGAGAUAUUGGUGUUCUUGUUCAUCAAUGGUGGUGAUAAUCCAUAGUGUACAAACUUGUUUGUAUAGGUUUUUUUUAUACUAGGGUUUUAUAUGAUUAAAUUGAUUCUUUUGUAGAUUCUUUUUUAGUCAAUUGUAGAGUUUAAUGAAUGAAAGAUUUUGUUUAUUCUAUUGCAUUUAAAUAAUAGUUAUUGAAACUCAAGCUAUAAAGCGCCGACACAAACAUGAACGCCGAAUGUGACAUAAAUACGGACACUAGAUACAUCUUCAAUAUAAAGUAUCGGUGCUACAUAACUCAAGCGUUUGAAAAGAAGCAUAUUUGGUACUCCAGCAGGCCUCUGAUCCUGCUGCAAGUGCUGAUCUAGCCGUGGUGUUAAUGCAAGAAGGAUUAGCCCAUAUCCUCCUUGUUGGUAGAAGUAUGACUGUUACUCGUUCACGGAUAAAAGCUUCAAUUCCUCGCAAGCAUGGGGCUGCAAUUGCUGGUUUUGAGAAAGCUUUGAAUAAGUUCUUUGAGAAUGUUUUGCAGGAUCAGUUUCAUCGUCACUUAUUUUUGGAGGCAGAAAGAAGACAGCUGCGACCUAUUAUUGAAAACAAAUCACGCAUCAUUCUCGCACACACAAGCUCAUGAUACAAGUAUGGUUGCUUUCUUCAUUGCAUCUUCUCUUCUCCUCUCUAUUCCUAUGUUUAUAUGAGUUUAAGAAAGCCUUGUUAGGUAACUAGCCUUAAGUAACAUGAAAAUUAUAGUUGAUUAUAUGAAAACCUUGUGACUUUUUAUUGUUGUAAGUUGUAACCCAUAAUUUUCCAGUAUUUUAACACUUGAUUCUACUCAAGUUGUACCGUUCCUUUUAG
Molecule: messenger RNA, 1142 nt
Organism: Trifolium pratense (red clover)
Lineage: Eukaryota; Viridiplantae; Streptophyta; Magnoliopsida; Fabales; Fabaceae
Product: protein PELOTA 1-like
Exons: 5
Coding region: 670-921 (83 amino acids)
Biological process (GO): nuclear-transcribed mRNA catabolic process, no-go decay; ribosome disassembly; nonfunctional rRNA decay
Cellular component (GO): cytoplasm
Source: RefSeq, a predicted model, not a curated record